AGGGGCUCCGGGGCAGGCAGGGUGACUCGACAGGGCGGACGGGGCGCUGGCCGCCAUGCGCCGGAGAACUUUGCUCCGUGCGGCGCUGUGCUCCGUGUGCCUUGCAGCUGGGCUGGGCUUCGUGGCUCCGGCCCCAUGGGCGCGGGCGCGGGCACAGCGAGCGCCAGGGCCAGGAUCGCCUGGGUCACUGCGGGUUGGCGAGCCACGGGUGGCACAAAAGGCCUUCGCAGCAUCUCCAGCCAUCACGCUGGUUGGGGCUGUCAUGGUUCUUUUGGGCUUCCAAGUGAUGAACACGGAGGCUAGCGACGACGCGCUCAAAGACCUGCUGCAGAGAUACACCAACAUCCAGAUCAUUGACGUGGGGCCAGACGAGGAUGUCAAGGACGUGGCGAGUGGCGCUUCUCAUCGGCCUGUUCUGCGGGGCAAGACGCCAGAAGAUGUUCACUGGUACGCUCGCACUGAUCUAGACUUACCGCCCGUGCAAUGGUUUCUCAGAAACGACACGGUGCUGCGGCGAGUGCUGUUCGAAGGCGGCCUGGGCCUGGGAGAGUCCUACAUGGACGGUCACUGGGACAGCGACGACGUGGAACGACUGGUCUAUGAGCUUUUGCGCAUUGAAGACCUCACCAAGGAGCUGGGGGCACGGGAGUUGCCCCUUCUGGGCACCAUCCUGUUCGGAGCAGUGAAAGGCAAGUUCCUAGAGAUGCCGGGCAACACCGUGGAGGGAGCCUCGGAGAACAUCAACCGGACCUACGACGUGGAAACCAUCAAAGUCUAUGAGGAGAUGCUGGACAGGAACAUGCAGUACUCCGUCGGCUACUUCUACAAGCCAGACCUCACUUUGGAUGAGGCCCAGGUGGCCAAGAUGGAAAUGAUCGGCAAAAAGCUGAACCUGAAGCCUGGUAUGAAGCUCCUGGAGAUCGGUUUUGGCUUUGGCGGUUUGGCGAACUUUUUGGCGACCAAGUACGAUGUGCAGAUCACAGCUGUGACGCUGUCCAAAGCACAAAUGGAGUGGGCCAAGAAACACAACGGCCAUCCGAACAUUGAUUUUCGCUUCGCUGACUAUCGGGAAGCUGAAGGCAAGUUCGACCGCGUCUACUCGGUGGGGAUGUUUGAGCACGUAGGGCGUAAGUCCUUUGCCACUUACUUCGACAAAGUCUAUGACUGCCUCAAAGACGAUGGCAUAUUUUUGCUGCACACGCUGGGCUGGGCCAAACGUGGCGAAUGGAACCACAACGCCUUUGUGGGGAAGUACAUCUUCCCCGGGGGGGAGCUGCCAACUCUGUACCUCCUCACGGAAGAGUUCUCCGACAAGUGGCAUUUGGAGGACUUCCAAAGUCUGGGCAAAUGCUACGUGCAGACUUUGCGGAGUUGGCUUGACAAUCUAAAGACGUGGGAUGGCAUGGAUGAGUUCGAUUCGCGUUUCAAGCGCAUGUGGGAGUACUACUUGAAUUGCUGCGCAGCAGCUUUCGAAAAGAGGAGGACCAAGGUUUGGCAAAUGGUUUGGACAAAGCAAAGCAGCACCAGGCUUGAUGACUGCCACCACAUCCGUUUGCGGGAUGGGAAGCCGAUUUGAAGCCUGACAAAAACGAAAUGACGGGCCAAAGUGCCGUGUUCCACCUGCCUGGCUCCGGGAAGGUUUCUGGCUCCAUCUGGCAUCUGGGUUUCCCCCGUUCUAGGAAUCGUUGCGGGGUUCCAACGCUUUAAGUCGGCGCAAUCUCGAACGGGGUUGUCUUAUGUCUGGAUGACUCAUCCGCUGCACUCAGAGCGGAAAGGUGGAAGGAGG
Messenger RNA from Effrenium voratum, 1786 nucleotides. The record is from the annotation of a GenBank genome assembly. Lineage: Eukaryota; Dinophyceae; Suessiales; Symbiodiniaceae.